Messenger RNA from Dreissena polymorpha, 2363 nucleotides. RefSeq lists its product as uncharacterized. The transcript is spliced from 4 exons. The record is from RefSeq and is a predicted model, not a curated record. The coding region runs from base 947 to 2281 and encodes 444 amino acids. NCBI's taxonomy places the organism in Eukaryota, Metazoa, Mollusca, Bivalvia, Myida, Dreissenidae.
UUAAAUCAAGUCUUCGCUCUACCCUGCUUGCCUGUCGAAUGACUAAACCUACAAAUCUGUGCACGAGGAAAUCUUGAUUUCCGCACCAUUGGACAUAUAUCACCUUCAAAAACCUGUAUAACCAGUUUAUUCAUUCACACAACGAUAAUAAAUACAUUUAUACGUUGACAUGAGUCUCACAGUCUUUAGCUUCACCAAUGGACUAUAAUGAUUUUGGAUACAUAGCGGUUAUAAAUUGUCCUUCCGAAGUUAAACAAGCUCCUACGCAUUUAUCAGAGGCAUCAGUAUACGGAAUAUAACCUUUGUUUGGGUCCGGAUAGGAAAGAGUCGAAUGGAGAACCGCAUGACUUUUCUUCUUUAAAAUGGAGAAACGCACUGCUGAUAAGUGUUCUUUAAAAAUGGAAGAGAGGUCAAAUAUGUGCAGGAAGGAUGAAGUAUAACUUGCAUUAACAUAAUAUGCCAUUCCUUAUCAGAUACUCAAUUUAAAUUGAAACUGUCGCAAUAAUUGAAGGAAGAGUAUUGUUCAACGUUGUAAUUAAUUUAACUCAACGUUUUUGUUUCUGUUAAAUUCAAUAAUCUUUGCUUAUAAGCAACGUUAAACUAUAAGUUAUGUUAACAUUUUCGCCGUUAUUUGUUUGUAUGAAUCGCUUACGUUGCUGAUAAAGUUUGACUUGUAAUAAUGGCAAUAACUUUGGAUGCGUAGCGUAUUUAUAUAUAUAUAUGUUAAUAAACAUACAUGCCUUUGCAUUUUAAAAGCAUGAUUUCACAAUAUAAAUUUUACUUAAAUACAUAUAUUUCAUUUUUUUUUUGCAUUGAUAUCUAAGUUCUAUCCAGCUAAGUGUUUGUGUAGUUGUUCCAUAUGUGUUCGCCUUCCUUUUUGUUGAAAAUGCGACAGAGAAUAUUGUGUGUUGUCCUGUUCUUGAUAUAAUUGCAAAUAGUAAUUUUGAUGGUUUUGUUUCCACUUCAAAAAAUACAACACAAUCAAUUGUUUCUACAAUCAUCGACAUUACGUCAUCACGUUAAUUAUGGCAAGAAUACAACCGGAAGUUCCGCAGCACCAGUCGAGGACUCCAAUUCAAGGCCCAUGUAUUUCAAAAGCAAAUGCUCGACAGACAUUACACUUAACAAAGAUAUGCUCAGCCAAGCAACCUGGAUUCCCGUUGACACCAGCAAUUCUACGUUCGUGUUUUCUGCUUACUACGAACACGCAGCCAAGCAUGUGGUACUCGUGGGGCUCAAAUCAAGUGAAGUUGUAGGUACAUGCCAACUGUGGUUCGCGCAUGGAAACGGGACGUUCGAAAGAAUGGAAGAGAGGGCUUUAGAACUGUAUCAAGAUCUUACACCAUACAAUGGACAAAGAUAUGUUUCGUAUCUUUUCCGAUGUUCUUCGCCGAAUGGACAGCCAGCGUAUGCGUCAGUCGUCCAAACGAGCUGCCAACAACCGUCUAAACUGAUUGUUGUAAAAGUGUCCGAAACACCAAAGUCGUACAAACGAAAGUUUACGGUAUGCCUGAUGCCGUUGUUUGGAAAUUUCAGCGACGCUCAUUCGCUUGUGGAAUGGGUUGAACUUAAUCUCUUAUUAGGGGCAGAGAAGUUUUUUGUGUACGAUAAUUCAUCAGCUGAAAACAUACGUUGUGUUUUAAAAAUGUACGCGGAGCGAAACAUAGUCGAAAUUGUGCAAUGGCCAAUACCAGUUAAAGAUGUUCACUAUGUAGGACAAAUCGCGCAGCUUCAGGAUUGUUUGUUUCGCAAUAAACCAGAAUCUGAAUUUAUCGUUAAUGUGGAUAUGGAUGAGUUUAUAAUUCCCAGGAAGGACAACGUACGUACGUGGUCGGAUUUCGUAGCGAAUUCGAGUUCUGGAGCAUUUAUUUUUCGUAAUACAUUCUUUCUUAAGGAAACUUAUGACGAGAACAGUUCAAGCAAUGCAUUGGCGAAACAAUUUAAGCUAUAUUCGUUGCUGUUAUCGAAACAUGAACCAAAAGUCUGGGUGCAUGGGCAGCGCUCAAAAUAUAUUGCUAGAACAUCGAUGGUAACAUGGCUUAGGGUGCAUGACGUCCUACAAUCGAGUUCGCAAAUAGACUUGGUUUCUGAAGACCAGGCGAUGUUGUUUCACUACCGGUACUGGGAAAACAAGAAUGUUAAUACUGACAACUUUGUGACCGAUGACACAGUGAUACGAAAAUACGGAGAAACUUUAGUCGCUAACGUGAAACGGACUUGGACUGAAAUUGAAGCGCAUCGUUUGAAACAUUGCGAACCUUCUUCUAAAAACACAUCAUAAUCAAACAGGAGAUACAUUUAGUACAAAUCAAAUUUUACGUUAAAUGUGUAUUGAGAUUAAAAUAAUACCAGAUGAAUCAUAA